AUGUUCUCAAUUCAAAUGAAUUUUCAAAGAGUUAUUUUCCUCCUUCUUUCAAUCUUUUCUGUCCUAGUAUUUGCUAAAUUCCAUUUACAGCAAACUGUCACUGAAACUGUAACUGUUUCAGAUAAUCAACAAGGUUCUACAACUCCACAGCAUGUUCAUGAAAAGGCUAAACGUGGAGGAACAUGUGCAUUCCCCAAUUAUGACGGUAUGGUAGCAGUUCAAAAAUCAGGUAAGAAUGCCGGAUGGGCCAUGCAUAACGAUCAAGAAUGUUCCUACGGGUCAUGGUGUCCAUAUGCGUGUGAACCAGGUAAGUUAAUGGGUCAAUGGGAUCCUAGUGUCACAACGUAUUCAUACCCAGGUUCGCAAAAUGGUGGAUUAUAUUGCGAUUCUAAUGGGAAUUUACAAAAAAUGAACUCUGAUAAAGAUUAUUGCUAUGAUGGUACUGGGACAGUCUCUGCAGUUAAUAGUUGCUCAGGUGGUGAUGUUUCAUUUUGUCAAACCAUCUUACCAGGUAAUGAAGAGAUGUUGAUCCCAACUUUGGUCUCUAAGGGAUCUUCUAAGACGUUAGCUGUUCCAGGACCAGAUUAUUGGGCUUCAACUGCUGCUCAUUAUUAUAUUAAUCCUCCUGGCGUGGGAGUGGAUGAUGCAUGUCAAUGGGGGAGUACUGCAAACCCAUGUGGGAAUUGGUCUCCAUAUGUAGCUGGUGCAAAUACAGAUUCUAAUGGGAACACAUUUGUGAAAAUUGGCUGGAAUCCAAUUUACUUGGAAACUUCAUGUCCAUUUAAAGACAAAAAACCAACUUUCGGUAUCAAAAUUACUUGUGAUGAUAAAUCUCAAUGUGACGGAUUGGAUUGUGCAAUCGACCCAAGUGUUAACGACAUUAACGGAGUAUCAAGCUCUCAAAGUAGUUCUGGUGCAGGUGGUGGUAACUUUUGUGUAGUUACCGCAAAGAAGGGUGCAAAGGCUAAAAUUGAAGUUUUUGAUGCUGGGAGUGGUGGAGUUAGCGGUAGUGGAGGAGGCUCCAAUAACAUGCAAAAGAGAGAUGAAUAUGCCCUAGGGAUAACAGCUACACAUACAGUAACUGAAACUAAAUGGGUUACUUCAACGACAAUUGUUUAA
Messenger RNA from Naumovozyma dairenensis CBS 421, 1119 nucleotides. RefSeq names its product SUN domain-containing protein. Bases 1 to 1119 code for a protein of 372 amino acids. The record is from RefSeq and is a predicted model, not a curated record. Lineage: Eukaryota; Fungi; Ascomycota; Saccharomycetes; Saccharomycetales; Saccharomycetaceae. The transcript has a single exon.